UAUGGAUUAAUAAGUAUAAGAGACUUAAAAUCAUUAUGAAAUAAUAAUUAAUGAAGUGAUUGGAAAAUUAAAGAAAAACUCUGAUAAAGGGCAAUUAUAAAUGAGUGAAUCUGAGAUAUAAACUUUUAAAGAUGUAAUAUUAAAUUAAUACUUUUUUUAGCUUUGGUAAAGUAGUUUAAAAGCAAUUUAAGGCGGCAAAGAAAAUAGAUUAAAAAUAAAAGUUUCACCUUAAAUAAAGCAAAAUAUAGACAACCCUAUCGAAUAGGAGCCUGCCAAAAGAAAGAAAGUUAAAACUAAUGUAGAUACUUAAAUCAUAAAAAAAGUAUAUAUUUUCACUAUUAUUUUAUCUUAGGAAGAAGCAGAUGUAGUUUUCACUGAUGAAUCUGGAGAUGAAACUAGUUCAAAAGAAGAGAAAGCUGUUGAUUAGAAAGCAAUGAAAUAUUUGAAUUAUCAAAUCUAAAAAAAUGAAUGUUUAAGAGAGAAAACAUUAUUUGAUAAAAUAAGAGAGUUGGAUCAAUUAAAAAAUCUUGUUAAAGUAGAAGAAGAAGAUGAUGGUGAGACUGAAGAACCAAGAGUAUUUGAUACAUAAGUUUAUGCUUAAAAAAUAAACACUGAAAAUUUAGUUAGUCGUAUAAGGGUAUUAUAAUAACCUAAUAUAGCCAAAUAAAUCAUAAAAAAUGAGUUUAGAGUAUGUUCUUAUCAGAGAAAAGAAUAAUUAAGAAGCAAUAUAUCCUUAAGCAUAAUUGUUAUUUAAUUUUAAAACUAAUAAGAAAAAAAACUCUUAAUGA
Molecule: messenger RNA, 788 nt
Organism: Paramecium pentaurelia
Lineage: Eukaryota; Ciliophora; Oligohymenophorea; Peniculida; Parameciidae
Source: the annotation of a GenBank genome assembly